GUUCCAACAAUUCUUUAUAUAUUACAUACGCAGAUAUAUUGGCAAUUGUUCUUCAUUGUGGUCCUCAAAAAAACGCCGGUCGCAGUCAUCAUAGGUGUCGAGAAAUUACCCUUUGUGACAAUCAGAAAACUCAGUUUCUGUUCACUCUAUGGGAGGAUUUUGGAGAAAUAGAAGGACAUGAAAUUGCCUCUAAAAUGGCAACAGAGGCAGAUCUGCUUGUAAUCCUCGCAAGAAGUAUAGGAAUCUCUACUUAUCAAGGGUUGUCACUGCAGACUAGGUACAAUUCCACGCUACGGGUGAAUCCUAAUUACCCACAAGCAGUCACACUCAAGAACUGGGCAAAAGAAAACAAAGCAAUGUUGUUAAGUGGUCCAUCAGAUAAAACCUCCACAAGCUCAUCUACUGCUCCCAUGACAGUCACUACUGCUGGCCAACAACUUCUUUCUAUUGCACACAUCUCAUCAGCGCCUUCUAUGGGAGUCUUCUAUGUUGAGGCAGAGAUGGCCAUAUUAGAUGAAUUCCAAGACUUCUGUGUGCUUGAAUGCUCAGGCUGCAAACAGAAGAAGCGCACAAAGGAUAGAAAGGAGUUUGACUGUCCAAAAUGCAAUCGGAAAACAGCCUUGGUGCCUCGCUGUAGCUUCCAAAUUGAUCUUAUUGACAAUACUACUACAACUACAGCAUCUAUUUCUGCUGACUUAGGAGAAAAAAUACUGUCCAUGACAGCAGAAGACAUAUUUGACAUAACUUGCACUAAGCGACAAUCAUUGUCUCUUACUCAUGUCCAUGAGAUGCUGUCAAACAAAGUAUUCACAAUUCAACUAAGGAAGUCAUCUUGGGCCAGCUCAAAUACCACGCAUGCAACUUUGUCCAUUCUUUCCUACACGGAAAAAGAACAGACUCCACAGAUGACCACUGAUAGGACUUCUAAAAAAUUUAAACCUUUGGAAAUAGGUGAGGUAGAAGUGAUCGUAACAACUACUGCAGCUGGUUCUUCAGAUGGGCCGCCAAAAUUUGAACCACCCACACCAAGCAAAAAGGUCUAAAAGGAACUCCCUCACACUGUUUUUUCACUUUUGCUUAUAAUAGGGACAAUAUAAUCAAGGACUCUCCCUAUGCUCUGGUUUAUUUCAUGAGGAAGGUUAACUCUGGCCAGGCAAACUGCAGUAUCCUCUACAUAUGAUACUGCAACAUGUAUAUUGUUUUUGUUAUAGUCCAUUAGUUAGUAUGUGCAAAUCGUUCAACUCGACAUCUAUCCUUGAUGUCUAUUGUACAUAUUCUAAAUAUUUCUAAUAGUACAUAUUAAAAUAUAUGAUAUUAGUUAACUCUGGCCAGGCAAACUGCAGUAUCCUCUACAUAUGAUACUGCAACAUGUAUAUCGUUUUUGUUAUAGUCCAUUAGUUAGUAUGUGCAAAUCGUUCAACUCGACAUCAUCCUGAUGUCUAUUGUACAUAUUCUAAAUAUUUCUAAUAGUACAUAUUAAAAUAUAUGAUA
This is a messenger RNA of Solanum tuberosum (potato), 1491 nucleotides long. Its product is annotated as replication protein A 70 kDa DNA-binding subunit B-like. The record is from RefSeq and is a predicted model, not a curated record. Bases 195 to 1043 code for a protein of 282 amino acids. The transcript is spliced from 8 exons. Lineage: Eukaryota; Viridiplantae; Streptophyta; Magnoliopsida; Solanales; Solanaceae.